Sphaerodactylus townsendi is the source of this 1475-nucleotide messenger RNA. It is a transcript of the gene RIDA, whose product is annotated as reactive intermediate imine deaminase A homolog. The coding region runs from base 31 to 573 and encodes 180 amino acids. Gene Ontology annotation, cellular component: cytosol. The record is from RefSeq and is a predicted model, not a curated record. NCBI's taxonomy places the organism in Eukaryota, Metazoa, Chordata, Lepidosauria, Squamata, Sphaerodactylidae. Gene Ontology annotation, molecular function: deaminase activity. The transcript is spliced from 6 exons.
GGCGUGAUCAGGAGGGGCGGGGCCGGAGUUAUGCCGGGGUUGCUGCUGCGAGUCUUUCUGCGCACGGGGUGCAAAGUUCAGAAAAACACAAAAGCGGCUCAGGCUUCGUUGGACCCCCGAAGAAAAGCUGCUGCAGCUGGCAUGGCCACGCUAGUCAAGAAGAUCAUCCAUACCUCCAAAGCUCCGGCGGCUUUGGGCCCCUAUAGUCAAGCAGUGCUGGUAGACCGGACCGUGUAUAUUGCGGGACAGAUUGGCAUGGAUCCUUCAAAUGGGCAACUUGUACCUGGAGGAGUAAAGGAACAAGCUAAACAGGCACUUAAGAAUAUGGGGGAAAUUCUGAAAGCGGCUGAUUGUGACUUUGGCAAUGUGGUAAAGACAACUGUUCUGAUGGCUGACAUGAAGGACUUUGAUGAUGUCAAUGAAGUAUACAAGCAGUUUUUCCAGGGUGACUUUCCAGCCAGAGCAGCAUACCAAGUUGCAGCUCUACCAAAAGGUGCACGUGUUGAGAUUGAAGCUGUUGCCAUCAGUGGACCGCUCCGCGAUGCCAAGCAUGACACUAAAGGCAAUCUUUAACCAGGGUUUGGGUUCAGUUGAGCUUGGUUGGUCAUGGAACUGGUGAUCUCUUUCAGAUACAACUCCUACACAAGUAGUUAUCCCCCGCCCCACCUCGGCCAUUCUAUCCUAUUAAGGCUCUAGGCUGAUGCACAAUUUGAUAGGAAUAACACUUAUUGUACAGCUUAAUGUCAUAAGCUGUUGGGUAACAUUGUAUUGUUUCAAGUAGUGUUUUGACGGAGAGCGGUUAGUGGUUUAUCCAGAAACUGUGAAUAGGAUGCUGAUAUAACAUGAGCUGUGGCCUGUAAAAGGCAAGCUAGCUUUACAAAUUAUUCUAUUGAAUCAAACCUUUAGAAGGAAAAAAUAAUGAAGGUUACACUGGAAAUACAAUAGCAGGGAGCUGAAGGUUGGUCAAUGGGCAGCCCAGUCGAGAGCCCUGGGCCAUGGGAUGCAGCACUCCUGCCACGCUGCCUUCAAGAGGGCUUCUCGGCAGCAAUGGGGAGGCAAAAAAAUGGCAUAAGUCCAAGUCCCAUAAGUCCAAGGCAAAGCCAGAUGGAAGCCAACUGAUCUUAGCUCCACUCCCUGGGCAUUCCCCUGCUACCCUGGCAGAGGUUCAGAAACACUGGCCACAAUGCAGAGCCACGGUGGCCACCCACUGACAAAUUUGCCUCUCCGCCAAGAUAAGUGCCCUGGGGAGGGAAGAUCUGCUGAUGCGGCCCCAUGGGCGGAUUUGGGGGCCCCUCCUUUGGAUGGGGCUGUUAAUGUUACCAAUUUACCUCUAAGCUUAUUACUAUCUACUGGACGAAAGUUGUGUUCUAACAUGAAAACAUCUUUUAAAUUCAUGUUUGCAGAUCAUUAACCAGCUGCAAUUCAUCCUGAUUUACGUGUUUUUGAUGAAAUUUUAAUAAACCAUGGUUAUAUAA